Staurois parvus is the source of this 351-nucleotide messenger RNA. The record is from the annotation of a GenBank genome assembly. NCBI's taxonomy places the organism in Eukaryota, Metazoa, Chordata, Amphibia, Anura, Ranidae.
UGAUUCCCCGCUAGCACCAGGUGCAUCACCAACGGAGGAAGGGACCUGUAUGUAAACAAUACCGAUCUCUCCCCUGUCAGCUCCUGCACACUGCUUUGUAUGGCUCUGCAUAGCACAGCCAUAAAAAGCAGUGUGCUUACAGUGGAAAGCAUACACAGCAUACUGUCAAUCGGCAUCACAGUUAACCCUUUGUUCGCCCCACAUGUUAACCCCUUCCUGCCCAGUGCCAUUAGUACAGUGUCAGUGCUUUUUAUUAGCCCUGAUCACUGUAUUGGUGUCACUGGGGAUGUCAGUGACAGUCAAUCCCCCCCAGUGUCAGAAUGCCCACCACAGUCCCGCUAUAAGUCGCUG